AAGACAUUCAUUAUUACUUAUUGUAUUUGCAGCAUUUCAAUAAGUUUAUAAUAAAUGAUGCACCAGGAACAAAAUCAUGGAAACUUUAGAAUCAUGCUUUGACAAGGCUGACUAUCUUAUACAAGAAGCUGAGCAAUCACCUUUACCAGAAUCUAAAAGAUCUAUCCCUUCCACGAAAUGGAAAUCGUUUCGCAAAAAAGUUCGAGAAACUUAUGCAAAAUCCCUCACAAAACCGACAAAGGGGAAUUUAAGACCUACAAGCAAUAUAUUAUCCUCAUUAGUAAAAGAUAUGAAUGGUGCUAGACUUCUGAUAAACUUGUUUCCUGUGUCAGAAGGUUAUUCGAUUACUCUUAUGAAAAGUGAUGGAACAUGCGCCGAAAAUUUGCAUUUGCCUUACGAAGAAAAUGAAAUUUUGGAUUACAUCGACAAUGAAGAAUUGCCGCCAAUGCUCGUAGAUACAUUACAUCGGAACCAUAACAAUGCUUUCGUGAGUGGAUCAGUAUUAGCUGAAGUACGCGAUUAUAGAAUUGCAUCUGAUGAGACAACAUUCGAAACAAACUAUGUUUUAUUAAAACCCACACAACAAACUAUUCAAAAUGAUGUUAACUUAAUUGCAGAAGAAACUAGCAGCACAUAUAAAUGGGGAAUAGAUGAUAAACUGGCACUUGAAAGUGUUCUAACGCUGGCGACUGCUGAACCCCUGUGCUUAGAUGUCUCUCCAACAGUUGCGAUUGUGAAAAAUAAAUUGCAAGCAAGAAAAAAAAUGUUUAACACAAUACCACUAAGGAAACACAUCAGACGAAAUGGUACAUUGGCUCGAAAAAGAGCAGAGCUGUAUAAAUCUCGUCCUGCACCAUCUUCUCUAAAAUUGCAUGAUUUUUUGAAGGAGCGUAAAAAAUUGAAAAAGGAUAAUUCUUCAGGUUUGGCUUCAUCUAUAAAGCUUCCAGUAACUGCAGUGGAUGUAUGGAGAAAGUCACCCCUAGAAUUAGCAAUGCCUGAAGAUGUUGACACAUCUAAGCAUGUUAACGUAUUUAAACUUCCUGAAGGAGGUAUUUCAAAUGAAGAUAUUAUUGAAGUCCAGUCUAUUUUACUCGAAUCAGAAGGAGUAAAUAGAGAUGUAUGUUCCCGGAUUACAAUUGGGCAAAGGCCGAGAGACAUGCAUUACUUUGGGAUGCUACAAUCUAAUAAGUAUUUCAAGCAAAGCAUGAUAGGAAUGAAAGACAUGAAUCAAAUAUUUUCUCUCGGCACUGAGCAUAGAGCAAAUUUGUAUAUCCUACAAUACCAAGAACUUUUUACGGAAGAUGGUCGAAGCCCAGCUAAAGUUACAGUUAAACAUGUAGGCCAGAAUGCUGCGAUAUACCAUAUUCCAAAUCAGCAGCAACCUUGGCAGCUAGCGCAAGAGAAGUCUGCUUAUUCAGUUGGGUCUGUUAUAAACAUUCCUAUUACAAAAUGGAAGAAAAUGAAUAUUCCGACUAAAUAUGAAGUAAAAUCAAAACCCCAACAAACAGCUGCUGCUAUUUAUAAACAAAUUCAAAAGCCACAAGUUCAAAUCGCUGCGAAUACUACUCAAUUAUCAUCAACAACUCCUACUUUGAAUGCAAUUACACUCCAGAAUUCUUCUCAGAGCAGUAUCAAUUUUCCUGUGGCGACUCCCAGCACUAAUCGUCGAUUAGCAAAAGUGAAAUCUAAUCCUGGACCCGAUGGCGCAAUUGCUCAAAUUCAAGCAUUAAGACGGGCUCGUGCUAGUUCAGAUUUCCAGAACAUUCAAUCUAGAGCUACAUUGGUGACUGCCCAAAGUCCAAUCCCAGAUAAUAGUCAAAGGAUAUUGACAACGAAAAAUGUUUCAAAUGUUGCUGGUCAAACAUUCACUAUGAACUCAUCUGCUCUUGCAACCGCGCUGGGGCAAAUUGGCGGGACAGGUGCUGUACAGGUCCAAGUUCCAGUAAUGACAGUUAAUUCACAGCGGGCAUCAAAUGGAUCAUCACAAGAUGGCCAAAUUCAAGGCAAUCAAACAACAGCUGUUAUUAGAAUGCCAGUUGCUAUUGGAGGUUCUACAACUACAUCUGGGCAAAUUACUGCUCUGAACCUUCUCAGUGGUGGACAAAACGUCCUUGAUCUUGGGAAUAUUCAGUUAACUGGAGGAGGUGGCAUCACUAUACCUGCUAGUCAGCUACCUGCAAAUAUAGCAAUGCAACUUACAAGUAUUGCAAAUGCCAAUUCACAGCCCAUAUCUUUAAUAUCUUCAUCGAAUGCACCCACUACCCAUGUACAACCACAACAAAUAUCAUUAGUUGGUCAAUCUGGAACAACAACACCUAUUGCAAUUGUUGCUAACAAUGAUAAUUGGCAAGUUCAAGACAGCUCAACUAACCAGCAAACAUACACCAUAGCACCACGGACGCAGAUCACAUCAAGACCAAUCCAACAGCAACAACAAGUUCAAGUUGUUCAACAGCUUCGUAUCCCAGCACACUUGUUGAGCCAACUUACUGGUUCAUCCGAGCAGGUUCAACAAUUAAUUGCAGCAGCUACAGCAUCAAAAAAUUCAAAAAGAAGAUCCACAGCAGAAUGAUAAAUUUGUUCGUUUUCAAACAAUCAUGCCAACUUCACUAUUUAUAUUACUUAUAGUAAUGGAUCAUAUUUUGCAAUAUAUGAUUUGCUGGUUGUUCCUAUGCAAUUUUAACAAAG
Molecule: messenger RNA, 2688 nt
Organism: Styela clava
Lineage: Eukaryota; Metazoa; Chordata; Ascidiacea; Stolidobranchia; Styelidae
Product: transcription factor SPT20 homolog
Biological process (GO): regulation of transcription by RNA polymerase II
Cellular component (GO): SAGA complex
Molecular function (GO): transcription coregulator activity
Source: RefSeq, a predicted model, not a curated record